AUGAAAUCAGAAGCAUCUGAAACGAACUACGAUUGGCUUGAUCUCGGCACGGAACCUUUUCGGAAGGGUUCCCGUCUCGGCAAAGACCCUGAAGCAACAACUUCACUUUCAGCUGCAAAACGAGUGAGGAAGAAGGGGGCUAAAGCAGCUUUGAUCUUGGAAGCAUCCGGACCAGACCCCAUCUCGGCAUUCGCAUUCUCCUCUCUCGAAGAACUCCUCCAGCUAACGAGGUUUCCAUCAGCAUCCCGGCGAAAGUUGGCCAAACUUGUUUUGUCCCCUCCAUCUCGGCAAGCUUAUCAUAGAGUACAACAAUUAUCCAUCUCGACGUACCUUUGCGGCACCAGAACAGGCGGACUGCAAAGUCAAACUAAACUCGGUGAAGAUGAAAACCCUAUCAUUCAUCCCGUUGAAGUCGAAAACGGUCGCGUCAACACGAACAAUGGUCGCGUCAACCCUCUAUUGGUCCCAGGCGCAGAAGCUCCAGUCACCAACGCCGCGACUACCGCGCCCAUGCAAGAUUUCGCUGUUCGAAUCGCCGCGACGCAAGCUCCACAUCACCAAAGGCGGACGAGUUAUCCCUACUGGACGAACCCUUUUCCAGACGACGAUAAGAAGUAUCACGGCAACAGGCUCUAA
Messenger RNA from Microthlaspi erraticum, 636 nucleotides. Lineage: Eukaryota; Viridiplantae; Streptophyta; Magnoliopsida; Brassicales; Brassicaceae. The record is from the annotation of a GenBank genome assembly.